This is a messenger RNA of Aspergillus pseudotamarii, 1680 nucleotides long. Its product is annotated as putative MFS transporter. Gene Ontology annotation, molecular function: transmembrane transporter activity. NCBI's taxonomy places the organism in Eukaryota, Fungi, Ascomycota, Eurotiomycetes, Eurotiales, Aspergillaceae. The transcript is spliced from 10 exons. Gene Ontology annotation, biological process: transmembrane transport. The record is from RefSeq and is a predicted model, not a curated record. Bases 1 to 1680 code for a protein of 559 amino acids. Gene Ontology annotation, cellular component: membrane.
AUGACGGACAUCCAAGCAGACCGUAAAGGCAUUUCCUCCCAGCAUGAGCAUAUUGACCCACCUGAGAAACCUCAAUACCUGGCUGGGGUCGAUGCAGAAACCGCAGCCUAUGCAACUGGCCCUCCUGUUGAGAUCGACAAAGCUACCGAUCGACGGCUCUUCUGGAAAGUCAAUAAACGGAUACUCGUCUGCAUGGUUGGGACCUACUUCUGCCAAGCUCUUGAUAAGGGCACUCUAGGGUUCAGCUCGAUCAUGGGUAUUCAGGAGGAUGCAGGUCUGGAUAGCAACAAAUAUAACUGGCUCGGGACGAUUCUAUACAUUGGAGUGCUUGUGGGGGAAUAUCCGACCAACUUCCUAGCUCAGAAACUACCGGUCGCUAAGUAUCUUGCAGCGAAUGUAUUUCUCUGGGGAGUGGUCAUCGCAUGCAGUGCGGCCGCUACGAACUUCCCUGGAUUGAUGGUUGUUCGAUUCCUCCUGGGCUGCUUUGAAUCAUGCGUCCAGCCAAUCUUUAUUCAGAUGACGUCCAUGUGGUAUACCCGGAAGGAACAGCCAAUUUUAACAAGCCUGUGGAAUUGCAUGAUGGGCGUUCAAAUGAUGGUAGGAGGCAUUAUGGCCUGGGGUACCAGCCAUUACAUAGGCCAUGCCAUCAGAUCCUGGCAAUUACUCUUCCUCGUCCUCGGCGUGGCGACUUGUGUCUGGGCUGCAUUUCUAGCCUGGUACCUCCCCGACAGCCCAAUGAAAGCAAAGUGCUUCACCGAGGACGACAAACGCUUGCUUGUGGAACGGGUGCGGGCCAAUGAAACUGGUAUCCAAAACAAGACCUUCAAGAGAUACCAGCUGGUAGAAGCCCUGACCGACCCUAUCAUCUGGCUUUAUGUCCUCAUGCAGGUGUCAAGUACACUAGUGCUUGGUGGAUUGGGCGUGUUCUCCAAUAUCAUCAUCAAAAGCUUCGGAUUUACCACGCUGCAAACACAACUGCUCAAUAUCGCACAGGGUGCUGUCACCAGCGCCGUCAUGGUGGGCGGAGCUUCGUUGUCAUCUUGGACGGACCAAACCAUCUGGAUCAUGCACUUGUGGACAAUCCCUCCCAUAAUCGGCACCGCCAUCAUUUUCACUAUUGCGCCAACUGAGUCCACAAGAGUCGGCCUUUUGAUCGCAUUCUACUGCACGCAGUUCAUCUGGGCCGAAGGAAACCUUCUAUUCUCGCUGAUCUCCCGCAAUGUCGCUGGCCAAACGAAGAAGUCGACUGUACUCGCCAUGACAUUCAUCGCCUGGGCCGCUGGGAAUGCGACCGCACCGCAGAUCUUCCAAUCCUCCGAUGCACCGCGCUAUACUAAGGGCUUCACAGCCCAUUUCUGUCUCUAUGGAAUCAUGAAUGGCACCUUACUCGUUACACGAUGGUUACUUGUCCGUCGGAAUCAAGGCAAAGAAAACGCCACUGCUGUUGCUGAGAAUGGUAAUCCCGAAGAUAUUGGUCACUCAGGCGCUUUCUUGGAUAUGACGGAUAGGGAGAAUCCAGACUUUCGAAGGCGUGAUUCAGAGGAUGGAUUUACAGCGAUAAGCAAUUCCGAAACAGGAUCAGUUCAGGAGAUUCCCUACCACGCCGCUUUGGAUUAUCGCUCUUUAGAAGGUCCCUUAUCCCCAAAUGCGCCCCAGCAGCCUACUGCAAAAGGCCUGUAG